AUGGUGGCCGAAGAGACUUUCUUGGGGUGGUACGCGACGGAUAGCCAAGACUCGGAGGCCCUCACCAAUCUCGCUAGGGAUAGUCUUCUGAAGUACAACUUAUCCAUCAUUGACUGCAUUGGCAUAACCACCGAUGGUGCGAUGAAUAUGCGCGGUAAGCACAGAGGAGUGAAGGCCAGAUUCAAAAACUUGAGUCAGUCAAUCCUACAUGUAUACUGCGCCGGCCACGCUCUGAAUUUGGUGAGCCGCCAGUCCACCGAGAACGUGGAAGCCUGCUUGUCAAGCCUCGAGUUCGCUAGUGGUAUCGCUCGGUACAUUAAGGGCUCUCAGAAGCGCCAACAGGAAUGGAAAUCAUUCUGUGCCGAUAUAGACCAAGGUUACCUUGGUGGAGAUUUCUUUGCGGGUCGAGCGGAUGCAGCUCAGUCUUCUGAAAAUAGCGAGGAUAGGGCGAAGGCCAGAGAGUAUGUUAACAGGAUGGAUGAUUUUCGUACGUAUUAUGCUCUCAGAGUCAUGGAUGAUGCGUAUGAUGUCAUACUCCCUAUCCAUGCUGGCCUCCAAUCGCCUGAGCUGUCAGUGUGUGCAGCUAUAGCUAUGAUCGAGGGACUACAGAAGAACCUCUUAGGGUAUGCCCAGGACUGGUCGAGGCUCAAAGGGUUCUACGAGAUGGUUAAAGACGACUCUUUGAAAAUGAAUAUAGAGGGUCCACGAUUAGAACGCGCUGCACGGAAGGGCUUUCGCCCAAGCCGAGCCGGGCUGUCGGGUGAGCAGAAGGAGGAUCUUUCGUUGGUGCAACAUGUCGGCCCGACAUUGUCGGGAGAAUCCACCGCGCCUUGUUGA
Perkinsus marinus ATCC 50983 is the source of this 837-nucleotide messenger RNA. RefSeq lists its product as hypothetical. The coding region runs from base 1 to 837 and encodes 278 amino acids. The transcript is spliced from 3 exons. The record is from RefSeq and is a predicted model, not a curated record. NCBI's taxonomy places the organism in Eukaryota, Perkinsozoa, Perkinsida, Perkinsidae.